AUGUUCUCCGGCUCCUCCCUCUUUCCGCACUGGCGGCGCAAAGCAGCCGAACGCUCCAGUAAUAGUUCCUACGAGGUGCCCUUCUUCUUAAACGCUGCCUAUUAUCCCAAUUGGAGGAUAUACCGGAAACAGCCUCCGUCGGCCCUUCGAUUGGGCUUCAUUUCCCAUAUCUUCUACGCGUUUGCAUGGGUUAAAGAAGAUGGUACCGUUUAUCUCAGUGACGAAUGGGCCGAUGCACAAAUGCCCGUCGACGGCACUAACGGCUGCCUGCGGGCCUUCGCGCAACUGAAGCCGCAGUAUUCUAAAAUGAAGCUCAUUCUUUCAGUCGGAGGAGGCGGCAAGGGCAGCGAGAACUUCGCCCAAGUGGCCCGCAGUCAAUCUCGCACCGAGACGUUUGCUCGGAGCGCGAGGGCGCUGGUGGACCAGUUUGGUCUGGAUGGUAUUGACGUGGACUGGGAAUACCCCUCCGACCCACAAGAAGGAUCGGACUAUAUCCGUCUGCUGGCGCGACUGCGCGAAGUCCUCCCGGCCCCGCGUUAUGUUCUGGCCUCUUGUCUGCCGGCCGGUCCAUGGGCUCUCCGCAACAUCGAUCUUUCCAAGGCGCAACUCUAUCUCGACCUGAUCAAUAUCAUGGCGUAUGAUUUCUCGGGCCCCUGGGAGAACCAGUCGGGUCAUCAAGCCCAGCUCUUCAGCAAGCAUCCCGCAGCGAUUUCUUGCCAAAACUCCAUCUCAUACAUACUCAACCAGGGCGUCGAUCCCAAGAAGUUACUUCUCGGGAUCCCCGCGUAUGGCCGCUCGUUCCUGGGUAGCAGUGGAGUUGGUCAGCGGUAUGUAGGCUGUGGCGGUGAAGACGGCGUCUUCGACUAUAGCCAGCUGCCGCGACCGGGAGCCAAGGAGCAUCACGACAGCAGUCUGGGAGCAGCAUACUGCGUAGGCGGUGAUGGCGGGUUUGUCACAUACGACACGCCCCAAACAGUCCAGCAGAAGGCGAAAUUCGUCACGAAAAUGAAGCUGGGUGGGCUAUUCUAUUGGCAUAUUGGAGGCGACGCGCGGGGACCGCGAAGUCUGAUUGAAACAGGGUAUAACACAUUGCAUGACAUGUAG
Messenger RNA from Aspergillus luchuensis, 1104 nucleotides. RefSeq names its product glycoside hydrolase family 18 protein. The record is from RefSeq and is a predicted model, not a curated record. Gene Ontology annotation, cellular component: extracellular region. Bases 1 to 1104 code for a protein of 367 amino acids. Gene Ontology annotation, biological process: carbohydrate metabolic process; chitin catabolic process. Gene Ontology annotation, molecular function: chitin binding; chitinase activity. The transcript has 4 exons. Lineage: Eukaryota; Fungi; Ascomycota; Eurotiomycetes; Eurotiales; Aspergillaceae.